Molecule: messenger RNA, 834 nt
Organism: Penicillium maclennaniae
Lineage: Eukaryota; Fungi; Ascomycota; Eurotiomycetes; Eurotiales; Aspergillaceae
Product: acetate uptake transporter family protein
Exons: 4
Coding region: 1-834 (277 amino acids)
Cellular component (GO): plasma membrane
Molecular function (GO): acetate transmembrane transporter activity
Source: RefSeq, a predicted model, not a curated record
AUGUCGCCAUCCGAAUCUGUCCCCACGACCGAGAUUGACCCUUCCAACCUGGAAGCUGGUGUUGAGAAUCAGGAUACGUUAGAUCAAGAAGCAACUCAAAACAGAGACUACGUACACUCAGUCCAGUCAGUCGACUAUGGUCGCUUUGGGCCACUCGCGCGUGUCAAGACUUCGGGGACUCUCUACCCUCCCUUCGCCGGAGAGUUUCAGCCCGGUGCCUUCCGUCCUGGUCCUGUUGAGCAGCGCAAGAUCGGCAAUCCUGCUCCAUUAGGCCUGUGUGGUUUUGCUCUUACGACGUUUCUUCUGGGCUGUAUCAACAUGAAGGCCCGGCUUCUCUCCGGAAUGUGGGAGAUGGCCGUUGGAAACACGUUUGGUGCGACCGCAUUAGCUUCGUACGGUGGCUUCUGGAUCUCUUUAGCAAUCACUUUCACCCCAGGUGGAUUCGAGAUUGCAUCAGAACUCAUCAAGACCGAUAAUGGGUCCAUGGGGAUGUUCUAUGAUUCUCUCGGUCUUUAUCUCAUGGGAUGGUUCAUUUUUACCUUCCUAAUGCUUCUGUGCACUGUGAAGUCAACCGUAGUAUUCUUCUCUCUCUUCUUCUCUGUCGAUCUUUCCUUCCUUCUCCUAGCAUUAGGAUACUUGGUUCGAGACAGCGCGGGAGACCCAAGUCAAAAGAUUCUCACAGCCGGUGGCUUUUUCGCUCUUCUUGCCGCUUUCCUCGCGUGGUGGGCUGCCCUUGCCGGUAUCGCGGACACUAGUAACAGCUUCUUCAUUAUUCCUGUCUGGCACUUCCCGUGGUCUGAUAAGGGCAAGAAGUCCCGCCGCUCCGAGGGGUAA